Cercospora beticola is the source of this 3075-nucleotide messenger RNA. RefSeq lists its product as uncharacterized. Lineage: Eukaryota; Fungi; Ascomycota; Dothideomycetes; Mycosphaerellales; Mycosphaerellaceae. The record is from RefSeq and is a predicted model, not a curated record.
AUGUUCGGCCAGCGAUCACGGGCAUCGCAUAAUAAGAAGAAGAAGGCUACGCGCGGCAAACUCAGCAUCGAUACGACAUGCGCUGUACAGAAGACGGUCUUUCCUUACGAAUCACGAAUCCCGGAGUUGAAGUUUGUGAGCUUUGAAGAGUCGCAUGCGAGGACUGAGGCGGUAGAGGUUGGUCAGCUGGGUGGCAAGACGCCUGUGUAUGCUGGUGCCGAGAAGGUGGUUGCAACUGGUUUGCAAGGGCAUCAACCUUCCGUGCGGAGCCUGCGUGGCGAUGUAGCAGUUGCUACGCCAGCAGUGCAAGAUGGACAGGGUAUCGGUGGAUUGUAUUCGAAGAGAGGCCCGGCCUCGAGAAAACCGGAACCUUUGAAGAUUGAUCGUGCUGCAGCGGAUGAGCAAGAAGCGGCCUAUGGACUGGAAGUCGCCACGCCCAGGAUCGUCAUUACACCAGCUCGAGAUGAGUUUCGCAGCUCGCAGGCCCAGCAAGUCAAAGGACGACGCCCGGCUUCGAGCGUGUACUCUCGCUACACUAAUUGCAUGUCUACGUCGACAGCGCCACCAGUUCCACCUCUUCCCUUCACAGGCACUGGAUCAGCGGGUCUCAAGUCACGGUUCUCAGCGGUGACUGCGACAACUACAUUCGAGGAUGUCUCACCUUUGGAGGCUACUGAGAAGCCAUGUCCUCUUCCGACUCCUGGUCUCCCUACACCUCGUCGCAGCAAAGGCUGGUGGACAAUCCUCUCGCCUUUCUCUGCGAAAUCUACAAUUCAGUCAUUUUGGCGUUCUCCGCCACCCAUUGCGGAGCGCACGCCGGUUUUGCAUGACGCUGCAGCUAUGGGAGAAGCGGAUCCAGAAGUCAUGGAAAGUGAAGCUAGUCGUGCGAGGGGAGACGCUCGAUAUUCGGCGCCAUGCGAAGGUCGGACUGUGUCGAUGAGUGAAAAGGUGCCGCAGCGAUCUUUGACUUCUCCAGCAGCGUUGCAUGGAACUCCGAAGUCGUUUGACAUGUAUUUCAUUCCGAGCACUGGGCUUGCUGCAGCUUACUUUGACAUUGCGCGUCGCUUUCCGAGCUGGUAUCCUCAGGAGGAUCAGGACAGGAGCAUGGUCUCGCCUGGAUGGUCUCCUUCGCAGAGCGUGUAUACGUCGCCACACGGAAAAGAUGGCCACUCAUCUGACGCAAUAGAUGCGGACGAUGUCAAGAAUACCGCACAAGGGACACAGGAUAAGACUCCGCCAGAAGGAACCCUUUCGCCGCCAGCAAUGAGCGGCGCCAAAGGGGCAAUUUUCACAACACCAUCUGCUGACGAGCUCCGGACUCCUCCAGUGGUCAGAUCGACUCCUGCUCGCGGCAUGACACAGACGACGGACACUUCUUUCAUGUCACCACUCUCAGCAACACCAGAAAUCCAACAAGCCCACCUCGGUAUGCCUAUUGGACCAACCUCAUCCUUUGGGGAACAGAAACAGAUCGCAGUAUCACGCGCGCCAACUCCAAGUGCUCUGGAUGAAACUGUUCUGCUUCACAAGGAGGAAGAAUACAUACCUGCUCGCAGCCCUCCAGAGCCCAAGAGUGUCACGAGAAUGCGAGUCACCCACACCAGACAGGAUUCUUACGGGCUUGGCAUUAGCGAUGGUGGGAAGAACGAGCUGUUCCCGCCACCUGUGUAUGUGGAAGAGCGACCACAGUUGGUGACAGACAGAUUUGGCCAGCUCACUGUUCGCAGCCUAGGAGACGACAAACCGAGACCACCUUGGUACAGGCGGCAUAUCUGGCUGCUUUCGCUCUUCGCGGGUGUUCUUCUACUGGUGCUCAUCAUUCUCCUGGUCAUCUUCGUCCCUCAAAAGCACAGCGAUGUGGCUGUUGAGGCUUCAUGGCUGAACUUGACGGGAUUCCCUGCCAUACCUAUUGGCGUCAGCACGAUAAUCCAGCCAAAGAUGAAGAAGUCCAGAGACACCUGUGUAAAAGGUCCGAUUUGGUCUUGCUCAGCACCAUCUUCAGCGGCUACUGGUGAUCUGCCGAACUUUCGACUUGAAAUUCGCUCCAAAAAUAUGACGACUAGCAAGCUUGCGAAGAGGAGUAGCUGGAAGGAUUAUGUCUUCGCCUCGUUGCCGGCGCCACCCGGUGACGACGAUCGGAAGUACCUUGGACGUACGACCGACAAUGUUAGCGAGCCGUAUGACGGAGAGGAGACGCCUUUCUACAUCUCCUUGCUCGAUGCUGUAGCGCUUCAGCCGAGCUCGAAGUUGCUCAAGCGUAGCUCUAACUUCAGCUACCCUUAUCCCACUACAUCUGCAAGUAAUGAUGAUGAUCACGACGACCCCGAUGAUGACAAAAAGAUCAAGAUCGACACUUCCGCUGCGUCGAACAUACCCAAAGCCGCUGUCAAACUCGAUGGCAAACCCGGAGACUCCACUCUCUACCCUUUUGUCACUGCUCAACCGCUCCGACUUUACAAUCGAGGGCUCGACACUGAGCACUACAGUUUCUAUACCUACUUCGAUCGCUCCAUCUACAUCGACAACUCGGAGUCUUCCGGCUCUUCUCAAUCUCGGAACACCUCGAACAAUAAUAAUAUCACAACCAACGUCCCGCUCUCCUCCGCAUCCGCAGUCUGCACCUUCUCUCAAACCCGACUCUCGAUCAAAAUCUGGACGAGAAGAGGACUUCUCAACAAUGCGACAAUCUCCUCCUCCACCAACGGCUCUACUGUAGCCGGGUCAUCGACUGCGAACUCUAUGAGCUUCCCCGGAAGUUUCCCAUACCAUGUUACUGUCACGAUUGACAGACAUGGUGGUUUAUCUGCGAAGGACAAAGCGGUGUAUUGUUAUGGCAUUGAAGAGGAAACAGAGAUCGUGGAUUCGAGUGUGAAAAGUUGGAUUUGGGAGGAUCGUGGUGUGGGAGGGAAAUUGGUCGAUGGAGGUGAGGUGCCGGGCGAGAAAGAGGAAGGAUUGGAGAGACGGGACGAUGAUGCAGAGGAAGAAGAAAAUAGAAGCAAGGAAAGUAAGAAUGAGGGGAGUGGGAUAGAUGGCGGGACUGGAGGCUGCUUCUGCCAGUGGGACAGUGGCGAUUGA